AUGCCUUUUCCAGCAACUCCAUCACCAUUCCGCCUCUCCCGCCGCAACCCAUCCACGCGCCGCAGUGGCCCUCAGUUCGCCCCCACACCUCGGUUUCUGCUGUCACAAAAUGCAACACAGAAGGAAGAUGAUGACAUUGAUGUGAUAGACGACGAUGGACCAUCUUCAACGCGUAAAGUCGCGCGUGACCUGCCUGCUACCCAGAGUGCCACCCCCUCGCGCCAACAACGCGACGUGAUCGAGGACUCUGAUGAUGGCGCGGAUAUUUCACAUAUACGAGUCGGAGGGAGAGAUGCAGAUGAGCUACCAGAUGAUGCCAUAGACAGCACUCCUCCCGAUGAACCGGAGACUCAGGGCAUCCUGGACGCUGAGUUCGACGCACUGUUUGCACCGGCAAAGCACUACGGCAUGGGAUAUGAGUACCCAGAGACCCCCGCACCAAGUGCACGUCCAUUCGCACCAGCCACUUCAACCCAAAGCGAUAUAAAAACACCGUUCCGCAGUCGUCCUCGGUUUAUGCUUUCCUCGACGGCAAAGCCUCCCAGCAGCCAGUCCGGACCCAAAUUCAAACCAGACACACCGGGAAUAUCGCCGCCUGAGAGACGGAAACCGGCUUUUGUUUUGCCUCGCUCGCCGUCGCCGAAUCCGGAUGCAGAGGAUAUCCCUACGCCGUUCUCUCCCUCCUCACGCACACUUAGUCGACGUGGUCGAAACCGAGCUGGUGUAUCCAAUUAUAUUCCUGGCGGAAUGGCCGCUGAGGUACGCGGCUGGAUCUUGGAAAUGGGGACGAAACGUGACCAGUUUCCAAAGCCCCCCGUGGCUCAAGCUUCAGACUCGCAGGUGGCGGAUGCCUCGCUUGAAAAGCUACAAAGGUAUCUCCUAACUGCGCGUGUUAUCAAUGUCAGCCAGUCAGCUCUGAGCGCCUGUGGUUCUAUCGCCUUUCUUCAAGCAGAAGUGCUUAGUGGGAAUCAUGUGGAAGGGAAAAAUCCCAGUGUGAGGUUGAAUAUCAUGGUUAUGGGACCGUCACGAUCUAAAUCCACUGUUCGUCAAAUUCCAUCGGAUUCUGAUGCUACUAUGAAAUCCCAUUUGCAGAAAGGGGACGUAGUGGGGAUUUACAGAGGGCUCAACUGGAGUUUGGAGAUUGGGAAUCACUUGUGCGAAAAUCGAACACCUGGUCAGGUAUCUGAACAGAUCUCGGAAUGUGGUCCAUCUGAAAAUGGCGGACACACAGGGACAAAAGAGGGCUGGCUCAUAGCCAUGGAAUGGGACCUCAUUGAAACAGCUCCAUGA
Molecule: messenger RNA, 1290 nt
Organism: Penicillium concentricum
Lineage: Eukaryota; Fungi; Ascomycota; Eurotiomycetes; Eurotiales; Aspergillaceae
Exons: 3
Coding region: 1-1290 (429 amino acids)
Source: RefSeq, a predicted model, not a curated record